CAUGGAUUAUUAUUUAUCUAUGAGAUACGUAUAUAUAUCAUAUAUUUAGUUUCUGCCACUUUCUGCUUAUUAUAAUUAUAUUCUUUAGAAUUCAAUUCUUUACAGUAAUGUAUAAAUAUAUAUCAAUAACACAGAAACUGACGUGACUUAAAUGGCAUUAAAUGUUAAGUUUAACAUAAUAACAGAGGUAUUCCCUUCAUUAUAUUAGCAGAUACGUCUAAUUGUGAAAUAAUUACGUAUACAGGUACGUAGAGUACCUAGAGCCUCUAUUGCAAUAACGUGCAAAAUGAAUUUAAAUGAACUUGUCAGCAAGAAUCAAUCAAUUAAAAUAGUUCCAUCUAUUGAGGAGUCCUUACGAAGCAUUGGAUUAAAUGUGGAUUUGGAUGUAAACAGUGUUGUCUGGUUUGAGCAACUGAAAGAUGCUUACAGGCUGUGGAAGAAAAGCACAACAAUAGAGAAAAAUAUAGAAAUAUUUUUCCAGUCAGUUCCCGAUCCUUACCGUGUAGCCUUGGUUUUUGUUAUAAAAUGUGGAGAAUGUAAAGACUGUAAACCGAAGUCACUGCCUUUUUAUAUCAUUGAAACACUUCAGAAAUGGUCUUCACACAGUGGAUCUGUUCCAGAGCAAUCAAUAAAACUACCUGCUUUUCAUUUCGCCAUUUAUCAAAGAAAUCAACACUUUUUGAAUUUGAUAGCAAAAACAUAUCAAAUGGCUACAAUCAAAGAAGACAUUUUACCUUUCGUAAAUGAUAUGAUAAAGAAUGACAAUUGUAAGCAAGCAUCACAGAUAGUUAUAGCAAUGGAAUUGUUUGAUGACAUUCCAGUUGAAAAUCUUUUGUUUCCUUUGAUAUUACAAGACAAGACUUGUGUAAUAGAUGAAUAUCUUUCUGAAUGCCCAAAUCAAGUGCAACCUCUCCUAGUAUUUCUAGAUAAAUUACUGGACAAAAACUUUGGGACUCGUGAUUUUAUACAGCAAUAUAUAGAUGAAAAUAAAAUAUGCCAUGUCAAAUAUGAAAAACUCCAUUAUAAACCUUUAGGCAAGCUAGUAGGGCGACUGUGCAAUAAAUAUAAUAUCCCUAUAGAAACCUGUAAAAAUCUUAGUAAAAACCGUACAACAGGUGGACUGAAGUACUUAAUACAUCAGAAGUAUCAGGAACAUAAUGUGAGCUUAUCAGUUUGGGAAGAUCUGGUAAAGGACUCAUUAAAACAAAAUGUUGAAUCUGCUCAUGAAUUUAUAGACAUGUUAAUAGACUAUGAUAGAAAUGAAGCACUAAAAUGGGCAAAGUACCUCAAUUUAACAGAAAAUCAUUUACCUUUAGCUCUUAGAAAUGUCUCCCUGCAAGAUACACCAGAAGAGAACUGGGACACUGAGGUAGAUCCUGCUCAAAAUUAUUACAAGUUUUCAUUGCCUUCUGAUCAAAUUAUAAUGAUAGACACAGCAGAAAAGUUUUAUGAUUUGAUGGUUUCUACAUUAGCUACCUGCAGUGUAGUGAGUGUAGACUGUGAGUGGAAGCCAUCAUUUGGUGCCACACAGUCACAAGUUGCAUUAGUACAGAUUGCAACUCAGCAUAAUGUCUACUUGGUAGAUGCUUUGUUAUUAAAUAACCAGCAAUAUACCAGUUUCUGGUACACAUUUCAUAAGUCAUUCUUAGAUAAUGCAGAGAUAGUUAAGUUAGGAUUUGGACUAGAGCAAGAUUUAAAAGAAUUGAAAUGUUCAGUUAAUGGUCUUGGUAAUAUAAAAGUGAGAGGUGAAGGUUUAUUAGAUUUAGGCUUGCUUUGGAAACACUUAUUGAAUAUAGGUUUCAUUUUUCCUUGUAAUAAUGAAUCUGGAGGCAACAGUCUUAGUUCCUUAGUGCAAUUAUGUUUUGGUUUACCUCUUGAAAAAUCAGAACAAUGCUCUAAUUGGGAACUACGACCUUUAAGAGAGACACAAAUUAUGUAUGCAGCACUAGAUGCUCAUGUUCUUAUAGAAAUUUAUGAAUUGCUGCAAAAGUUGUGUCAAAAACAGGGCAUUAAUUUUGAUGAAAUUUGUAACAAUAUAAUGUCAGAAAAAAAGACAAAGAAUUCUAAGAGACUUAAAAUAAUUGAAAGAUUUCAACCAUGUGUAAAUAAUAGUCAAACAAAAUCAGUUAAGGAUGUAAAAUUUUUAAUUGAUAUUAAACUAUCUAACUUAAUGCCUUACUUAAGAUAUUGUGGUAUAGACACAGUAACAAUUGAAUCUACUAUGCUGUGGUGUGAUACAGUCAAAUUAGCUAUAUCUGAAGAUCGUUUAAUUUUACUUGUUAAGUUAAAGUGUUCACCUUCUCUUAAUUUUCCACAAAGUUCUAUACUGGAUGUAGGCAUGUCUACCUCCAUUAAAGACCAAUUAGAUAAAGUAUUAAAUAGUUAUAACAUUAGAGUUGUACAAAAUAAUUUAUUAACAUGUUGUAUUGAAUGCAAUAGUAAAGAUGUAAAGAAAAUUGAUUCCAAAGAAGUUUUACAGUUGUGUAAUAGCUAUAAAUCAUUCACAAAUGCAGACACACCUGGUCCUAGAUAUGUGACUGAUGAUUAUGAUGAUGAGGAAACUAAUUAUGAUAACUUUCUAAGUGAUUCAGACUAUGAUGAUGACAUGUAUCAUAUACAACCAGUUAAACAUACACACCAAUCCCUUUGUAAAACCAGUAAAGGUUUGCCAAUACAAAUUAUUGACGUCAAUAGUUUAUCAGUAACAAAUAAGCCAGUAUUUGUAUGUGAAGAUUGUGGAAAGCUAUAUUGGGAAGGUGACGAAUUCUUAAAAACUGUUAAUAAUACUAUAUGUAAAUUGACAAAUAUUACUAUAUGGUAGGGGGUGAACCUAUGAAAUAGUACAAAUUAAGAAUAAAUAAAAA
Achroia grisella is the source of this 2864-nucleotide messenger RNA. RefSeq names its product exonuclease mut-7 homolog (gene Nbr). The record is from RefSeq and is a predicted model, not a curated record. The transcript has a single exon. Gene Ontology annotation, biological process: nucleobase-containing compound metabolic process. Gene Ontology annotation, molecular function: 3'-5' exonuclease activity; nucleic acid binding. NCBI's taxonomy places the organism in Eukaryota, Metazoa, Arthropoda, Insecta, Lepidoptera, Pyralidae. The coding region runs from base 287 to 2821 and encodes 844 amino acids.